Molecule: messenger RNA, 1201 nt
Organism: Durio zibethinus
Lineage: Eukaryota; Viridiplantae; Streptophyta; Magnoliopsida; Malvales; Malvaceae
Product: calcineurin B-like protein 3
Biological process (GO): calcium-mediated signaling
Molecular function (GO): calcium ion binding; kinase binding
Source: RefSeq, a predicted model, not a curated record
AUUCUUUUUUUUCAUGUCUGCGUAUAAAUUAUUGAAAUCUGCAGCUCUACAUCCCUAUCACCCCACAGCUUCGCGAAACUCACCGCCGGUUUCACAGAUCUUCCAUACUUUCCCAGAUAACUCUCCCCCCAAAAAGAUAUCAUUUUGAUUUUGAGGUGUCCAAGUUUACGACUUUAAGGAUUCAGACUCGUACAUUUAGGCUUCAGUCAGCAGAAUCAGGAAAUGGUUAAAAGGUAUGGAGUGUUUUGAUGUUUGGAGAAUAUCAUGUUGCAGUGCAUAGACGGAUUGAAGCAUUUAUUUGCUUCUCUACUGCAAUGCUGUGAUAUUGAUUUGUACAAGCAAUCCAGAGGACUUGACGAUCCUGAACUUCUUGCAAGAGAGACAGUGUUUAGUGUAAGUGAAAUAGAAGCUCUUUAUGAGCUCUUCAAGAAGAUAAGCAGUGCUGUGAUAGAUGACGGGUUGAUUAACAAGGAGGAGUUUCAAUUGGCAUUAUUCAAAACCAACAAAAAAGAGAGCUUGUUUGCAGAUCGGGUAUUUGACUUGUUUGAUACAAAGCAUAAUGGAAUUCUAGGUUUUGAAGAGUUUGCUCGUGCUCUCUCUGUCUUCCAUCCAAACGCACCCGUUGACGAUAAGAUUGAGUUCUCUUUUAAACUAUAUGAUCUCAAGCAGCAAGGUUUCAUUGAGAGGCAGGAGGUGAAGCAAAUGGUAGUGGCUACACUUGCUGAAUCUGGCAUGAACCUUUCAGAUGAUGUUAUAGAAAGUAUAAUUGACAAGACCUUUGAGGAAGCUGAUACGAAACAUGAUGGGAGAAUUGACAAGGAAGAGUGGAGAAGCCUUGUUUUGCGACAUCCAUCCCUUCUGAAAAAUAUGACCCUGCAAUACCUCAAGGACAUCACCACAACAUUCCCGAGCUUUGUGUUCCACUCACAAGUUGAUGAUACCUAAAUUCAACAAUUGGAUUAAAGCUUCAUAGACGGUUAAUUAUGGCUUGUUUCAUUCUAGCAGUGAGUCUGUGUGGUGUUUUGGUUUAUUGGUUAAAUUUUUUUUGUUGUGCGUGUCCAUAUUCAACCCUUGAACAUUCUUCUUGUUCUCAGUGCUUUUGGUCAAUUGGUGCUGAAAUAUUUUGCGUGUAUCUUUCUCUAUGGUGUUACAAUGUAAAAAAUCUUGGUCCUUUUGAAAAAAUUUCUACUAUAACCUCCAA